Scedosporium apiospermum is the source of this 774-nucleotide messenger RNA. RefSeq names its product LysM domain-containing protein. The record is from RefSeq and is a predicted model, not a curated record. NCBI's taxonomy places the organism in Eukaryota, Fungi, Ascomycota, Sordariomycetes, Microascales, Microascaceae. The transcript has 2 exons. The coding region runs from base 1 to 774 and encodes 257 amino acids.
AUGGCCAUUCCUAUGCUCAAGCAACUAGCCGCUGCCACCAUCGUGGCACAGUUCCUCGGUCUGGCCUCAGCUGCCGCCCUUCCCCUCCAAGCCAGAGAUGACGCGGAGCCCGGCCUGCCGCACGCCUUUGACACCACGCCGUACUGCACGUGGUGGACCGACUAUGACGGAUCGCAGACUUGUCAGGAGAACCCUUCCGUUGUCUCAGACUGCUCUGGUAUCAAGUCUAGCAACAGCUACAGUGUCGAAGGCUUCGACGAGCCUACCCCCCCCGAGGAGGAGGAGAGCACUACCACUAGCACCUCCACCGCAACCAGCAAGACCGUCACCACUGCUUCUCCUACUAUUAGCAGGGCUUCCACCACCACUACCACCGCUACUUCUGCUGGUAAUGGCGUCCAGACCCUUGAGCCCGUCCAAAACGGCAUCGUCAGCAACUGCAACAGGUUCUACAUAGUUCAGGAUGGUGACUCCUGUGCCUCCAUUGCCCAGAAGAACAACGUCCGCACCACCGACAUCAUCUCCUGGAACGGCCUGAACAACGGCUGCACCAACCUCUGGCUCAGCACGUACGCCUGCAUCGGCAUCAUUGGCGGCACUCCCACCGUCCCGCAGACCACAACCACCACGGCCGGCAACGGCAUCCAGACCCCGCAGCCUACGCAGGGCAGCAUUGUCGCUAACUGCAAGAAGUUUGAGCUCAUCCGCUUGGGUGACACGUGCGAGACUGUCGCCAAACGCUGCGGCAUUACGGUCCGGCAGAUGAUUACCUGA